GGAAGUAAGAACAAGAUUAGGCGCGCCAAAGAAAAAAGCAAAUGCUUAAAAGACAAGAACAAAACCAAUUAUAAAGCAACGCCAAAGAAUAAAGCCAAUGCUAAGGGAGAUAAGAACAAGAACAGA
Racocetra persica is the source of this 126-nucleotide messenger RNA. NCBI's taxonomy places the organism in Eukaryota, Fungi, Glomeromycota, Glomeromycetes, Diversisporales, Gigasporaceae. The record is from the annotation of a GenBank genome assembly.